CCAAUCUAUAUAGUGUUUCUAUUUUAUUUUAUCUACAUAAAGCAGGGUUUAAUAUGUGCGAAUCUUAUUCCAAUGUUAGAAACAACAUUCGAGCACUCGAUUAGGAACUAAAAAUGCAGAGCUCUUGUUUCCUUCAGAGUCCGCCAGACAUGACGGACCACCGGGAAUAGCUAUCAGAGCUUUUUUGAGAGGGAAACUUCAGACAAGGAAAUGUGGCUGUGGGGAAGAUGAGACAAUAGAACAUGUUAUUUUACAUCGCAGGAAUUACCGGAUUUAGAGAAACAAAUUAAUUAGGAACCUUAUAAGUAUGAAAAUGAAAUUUGACAAAAUUGUUCAGGAAGCAGUGAAUAUCAGGCUAUGUUUGAUUUUUUAAAAACUGUAAAUUUUAGAGUAGGAUAUAGUUUUUUUCCCCCCUUUGGUUUAUUUUAUUUUAUGUCAAGUGGUCCACACUCCUUACCAUUUGGUGGCGGUAAUGCUCACCUAACGUUUUUUGCAAACCGUCAAUAAAUUUCAAGAAGAAGAAGAAGAAGCCAUCACAGCAACAAUAAACACGCACUUUCAGUUUACGGAGUAGACUGACGGAGCAGGUCUGAGCUUCAGGAAGCAGAAUGGAAGAGGAAGUGGUAACGGCCAAGACGAAACAAGAAGACCCCGCCAGCAGUGAAGGGGAGGCCGACGUGGUGAAUAAAACUCCGGUCAAAAGAGGGAGAGGGAGGCCAAAGAGCUCCAAAAAUAAACCGCUUUUUGCAGUAAUCCUGAUUCAGGAUUCAGGUGAUUCAAACAACACGCCUCAACCCAAGGAGCCGCGGGAGUCUGGGGAAGAAAACGCAGAGUCCCCGGUUACAGCCCGCAAGGGCAGAGGACGACAGAAAGGGUCCACGAAACAGAAAAACAGCGACAAUACAGAACAAUCUCCAAAGAAAAGAGGACGACCACAGGGGUCUGGCAAGAAACCCGCCACUGAAGGCUUAGUAAACGGCGGCGCAAGUCCGCGCAAACGAGGGCGCCCAAAAGCCCCCAUAAAGCGAAAGUCUGAUGUAGACGAAGGCAUCUCCGUAUCUCCUCGGAAAAGAGGCCGACCGAAAGGCUCUCCCAAUAAGAAAUCAAGGAUUGAGCGGGAGCAUAGUGACUGGGAUGCGGAAGCGCACACAGCCGAGAAAUCACUGAAUAUGUCAACAAGUCGGCCCAGGAAGCCUGUGGUGAAGUACAGUGGUGGCGUUCCCAAAACCGUCUCAAAGAAAUCUCACAGAGGAAGAGGAAGACCGAGGAAGAACUUGGAUGACCCCCAGCCGGUGAAGAGAGGAAGAGGCCGACCAAAAGGCUCUACGAAGAAUAAUCCGUCUCCAUUUAAAGCACGUAGGAAGCAGGGAAGACCACGGAAGUACCCUCUGCCUUCUGCAGAGGAGCUGAAGAAGCCCAAAGUGUGGAAACCCCUGGGAAGACCGCUGAAAUACCCCCGAGUCGAGGAGGAAGCGUCAACGACGCCUCGUAGAGGCCGCGGUCGGCCGCGCAAGUCCAAGAAAGGUGCUCACUUACGAAAGAGCCUAACGUCUCCUUCCUCCUCGCGCGACGGAACGCCGAGGAAAAGAGGCCGCCCAGCGGCUAACCCGAGCAGAGACGACGGCGUCCCCCGGAAGAAGCGGGGCCGCCCGAAAGGCUCCACCAGAGGAGACGCACAGCUCAACUACUCCAAGGCAGCUAGCGAAGGCGAACAGGAGCAGACGGAGGCGGAGUCGAUACGCGGGGAGGAAGCGGGAGAAACUGUCCUGGCUCAGGACGUUAGCUAUGACAUCAGCGAGCAGGCUUGAUGUACGGUCCGGUCUGACCGCUGUAGUCGAUGCCGUUGAGUCAUAGAUCAUGUGUUUUAACCUUCUGUCCGUUCGCUAGGCUAGGCAUUCAGCAGCGUCUCCAUUUUUACUUCUAACGUCGUCAUCUCUUUUGUUGUGCUUUUACUAUUAUUAUUAUUUUUUUAAAGAAGUUUUUUCUGAGUGAGAAUUUGAAGCCAAUACAGACAAGUUGUUCUCAUAGAGAUGCACCGA
Molecule: messenger RNA, 2039 nt
Organism: Poecilia latipinna (sailfin molly)
Lineage: Eukaryota; Metazoa; Chordata; Actinopteri; Cyprinodontiformes; Poeciliidae
Product: origin recognition complex subunit 4-like
Exons: 2
Coding region: 609-1808 (399 amino acids)
Biological process (GO): regulation of DNA-templated transcription
Molecular function (GO): DNA binding
Source: RefSeq, a predicted model, not a curated record